Messenger RNA from Xenopus laevis (African clawed frog), 1630 nucleotides. It is a transcript of the gene abraxas1.S, whose product is annotated as abraxas 1, BRCA1 A complex subunit S homeolog. Gene Ontology annotation, cellular component: nucleus. The record is from RefSeq and is marked provisional. Lineage: Eukaryota; Metazoa; Chordata; Amphibia; Anura; Pipidae. Gene Ontology annotation, molecular function: polyubiquitin modification-dependent protein binding; microtubule binding. Gene Ontology annotation, biological process: attachment of spindle microtubules to kinetochore; protein K63-linked deubiquitination; mitotic spindle assembly.
CUUUUCCUUUGGUUGUGUGAGGCGUUAUUAAAUCGGGAAGUAGGAAGGGACUUUAUAAAACACAGUUGUGGUGAGCAGCACUUCCUGCUUGGGCGGCUGUUUGUGAGAGGAGGAGGUUUCCGCUGGUGAAGGGACCGGGGCAGUGUGCAGCCUUGCGGAAGGAUCCUAGUCUGGGUUGUGUCAGUGCUGCAGGAUGGAAGGGGAGAGCACUACUGCUGUUAUAUCUGGCUUUGUGUUUGGCGCCCUCACCUUCCACCAUCUGAACUCGGGAUCUGAUACAGAGGGCUUUCUGCUUGGAGAUGUUAUGGGUGAAGCAAAGAAUUCCAUUACUGACUCCCAGAUGGAUGAUGUUGAAGUUCUUUAUACGAUAGAUAUACAGAAACAUGUUCCGUGUUACCAACUUUCCAGAUUUUACAAUGCACUUGGUGACCUGAAUAUUCCAGAACUGAAAAAGUUGCUUGCGGGCCAAAAAAAGUCUCAGAAUGUUAUUGGCUGGUACAAAUUUCGACACAACACAGAACAGAUAAUGACUUUCAGAGAGAGGCUACUCCACAAGAACCUGCAAGAACACUUCUCAAAUUCAGGGCUUGUAUUUUUAUUACUAACAUCAAACCCAGCAACAGAGACAAAAUCCACACACCGCUUGGAGUAUGCUCUUCAUAAGCCACAAGAUGGCUUUUUUCACAAGGUGCCCUUGGUCAUUUCCAACCUUGGUAUGUCAGACCAGCAGGGAUAUAAAACAUUAUGUGGAUCAUGUGUUUCUGUCGGCUUAAACACAGCUAUUAAAAAGCAUAGGUUGGAGUUCUUUAAUGAAGAUGGUGCUUUAGCGGAAGUUAACAGAAUCAGUGAUAUGCACAUGACUCUUCAAGAGGAACUAAAGAAAACUUGCAGUCAACUGGUAGAAAGUGAGAACUCCGUGGAACAACUUCUGGAAGCAGUUAAUGACCUAAAGAAGCAAAUAGCUGAGAAGAAAUUGCUCAUGGAGGAAAAAGGAAAUAAAGUUUCUGAAGACACAGAAGAAAAUGUUUUGUUGUGUGAAGCUUUUCGCAGAUUCUUUCCUCAGUCUGCUCUGCUGCAAUCUUGCCGGCUUUCUCUGGGAGGAAGGCAGAUCCCUCACAGCUGCAGUGUCAGCCACAACAGUAGUGAUGUAAAUGAACUGACUCUAAUGGUCAAACAAUAUGACUUCCCAGAAGCACACAGAAGGCAGGCUGGUAAAAGGAAGGCUCACUCAAAACAGCUUGGCAAAACCUCAACAAAGAAGUCUCGACUUCCUCCGUUUCAGAGACCGCAGUCUGAUAACAGUGACAGUGAGAGUAGUGACAGUGAGAAACUGUUGUGCACCAGUGGCACAGAGACAGAUGGUGAUAUUGUACAAAGUUUAAAUGUGGAAGUGUCUCGGUCCAAGUCUCCAACUUUUUAGAUGCAGGGGCCCACCAGAACAUUUCACUAAUAAAAGGUGAAAGAGUGUUUCUUAACUGGAAUAUGAAGCAAAAGAAGGGAGCAUUGUUAUUUUACGUUAAUUACUAGCUGUACAAUUCUUCACGUUUUAUUUAGGGCCUUAAUAGAAAAGGAUGUAUGGGUUUCAUUUUGUGCCCUUACAAAGUUAUUUUUAUAAAGUGUAACGUAACAA